AUGUUUCUUCGCCGCCUGGUGGGCUUCUGGGCCCUGGCCUUAGGCACAGUAUCCUAUGCAACCUUGGUAGGCAAGCGGGCCAUUCAAACACAGCCAAUUGAGAUCAUCAACGGAUUGUCUACAUUGUAUGAUACUUUAUCAAGUACAUUUCUCAUGCGAACUGAUGCUACCUACACUGCCACUACCCCCGUUUAUGGACAUGGUGAACCAAACACUACGUACAACAUCCCCCUCAUGGACUCUCAGUGGCCGUCUUGCGGGACUGUUAUGGUAGAGAGCCAUGUGACUAUAUUAUCGUCGACCGAUCGUAUAAUAAGUGCGCCUGAAACAACCACUCUGCCAACCGAAAACCCAUGCGACAUAGUGACCGUGAUCGUCAGAAUGCAAGGUUACAGGAAAGCUGAUACAAAUGCCUCUCUUUCCCAGACUCCGACCUUGGUUCUAUCUCCGUCCGCGUCAGAAAGUUCUACCGUUUCUCAAAGUGGUUCUGCUAUUUCUUCAGAUCCUUCAGCGUCAUCGACUACAGCAACUGGGCAAGGCACUGAUAGCAUUGUUGUUAGCAUCAUACAGACUCCUUCUCAGGACUACUCUACAACUACUGCAGAUCCUGCAGUGCCGUGGACUACAAUAACUUCUCAAGGGACUGGUACUGAUACUAUGACCAUCACGCAAUCUCCAACUAGACCUGGUGAGACAGGAACGGUCCGGGUUAUGCUCCCCAGGUCUCAAAUGACCUCGUCUUCCCCGAUUGACUAUACCACCAUCACUAGCACCGGCACCGACACCGGUACUUACACCAUCACCGAGGCCCCGUCAGGAUCUGGCCCUGGUACAGUCUUAAUUGUGGUACCAAAGUUAUCGACUCAAUACGUGACCGUGACAUCGUAUGACGGCUCAAUUACAGCUGUAUUCACGAGUACAAUAACUCCCAGUGCUCCCGGAGAGACUGGUACUGUUGUUGUCUAUGAUCCAUACGAGUGGGAGACCGUCACCUCUUAUGACGAUGCCGCUUCGUCUGACCAUACAACGACUAUGUGGCCUUCUGCGUCUGGUCAUGUAGGGACGGUAGUCAUGUAUAUGGCAUAUAGAUGGGUGACAGUCACCUCAUAUGACCAAACAAUCACAGCCGCAUCUACAAAGACUAAUUCCCCAGCAUCCCCAGACCAAACAGGUACCGUUGUGGUAUACAAGCCAGAUCCAUGGAUCACAGUUACUUCCUAUAGAAGUGUCACGGCAGCGUCAACAAACACCAUAUAUCCAACUGCUCCAGGCGCAACAGGCAACGUUGUUAUUUAUCAGCCAUACCAAUGGCAAGUCGUCACCUCUUACGAUCCAGGGAUCACAGCCGCAUCCACAACCACUUUAUCACCGUCUCCUGAAGCACAGACAGUCACCGUCAUUGUAUAUGAGCCUUAUAAGUGGGAUACCGUCACGUCUUACGGAGAGUUUACAUCUGCAUCUACAUCUACUAUAUCUCCAACUGCUCCAGAUGCAACAGGCACUGUUGUUGUGUAUCAGGCUUAUCAGUGGACGACAUUGACUUCCUUUGGAGAAUUUACAGCUGCAUCGACAUCUACCAUAUCCCCACCCACUCCAGGUCAAACUGGCACCGUGGUGGUCUUCAAUCCACAGCCAUAUAAGACCAUUAGUUCGUACGGAGAUGUUACGGCUGAAUCGACAACAACUAUAGCUCCAUCUAGUCCAGGAGAGACGGGCACCAUAGUUGUGUUCAAAUCACAGCCAUAUACGACCAUUACGUCCUACAGAGACGUCUCGACUGAUGCCACAUACACCUCGCCUCCUCCUGCUCCUGGCCAGACAGGUAUUGUUUUAGUUCUAAAGCAUCAGCCAUAUAUAACCGUUACUUCCUACGGAGGCGUUACGGCUGAAUCUACAACCACCAGAGCUCCAUUUAAUCCAGGGGAAACGGGCACUGUCGUCGUCUUUGAUCCUCAGUUUUAUGUGACUAUCACCAGAUAUGGAACCGUCACGGCUGCCGGUACAACAACUCAAAGCGGUGAUGGAUCCAGCCCAACUCUUACCGUCGUGGUUGAUCUCCCUCAGCCCUACACUACAGUCACUAGCUAUGGCUCUUUCACCGCAGCAACCACUAAAACAUAUCCUCCCUCUGUUGCAGGGGUGGUGGGCACUGUAGAAGUCGAUCUUCCGCAACCUUUUACAACCGUUACGAGAUACAGAGAUGGCCUGACCGCAGCCCAGACCACAACAUACCCAGUCGAUGUGCAAGGACAGUUUGCUACCGUCGAGGUUGAUCUACCUCAGUCCUACACGACAGUUACAAGCUACAUUCCAGGUCUCUCAGGCCCGACAACUACGACCUUACCGGCAGCUAAUCCCGGCGAUGUGAUGACUGUAGUCCUUGGUCUUCCCCAACCCUAUACAACUAUCACGACCUACGUUGACAGUCUAACUGCACCUUUGACCACGACAAAUCAAGCGGUUCGUCCUGGGGACCCUGCCACGGUUGUCAUUAAGAGUCCUCAGUUGUACACGACUGUGACUAGUUAUGGCUCUUGGACUCAACCUCUUACUACAACAUUAUCUCCGAUUGUUCCCGGAGGCUUGGCUACUGUUCUUGUAGAGAGUCCUCAGCUGUACACAACUGUUACCAGUUAUGGCCCCUAUCCAGCAGCUAUAACAACCACCCUAGCACCGGCAUCUCCAGGUGGCAUUGCUAGUGUUGUGAUAAAGCUUCCUCAGCCAUAUACGACUGUGACUAGUUACGGUCCCUUUACAGCACCAUCAACCACUACAAUGACACCAGCAUCACAAGGUGGUGUAGCCACUGUUGUUAUACAAUCACCCCAGCCAUAUACGACUAUAACUAGUUACGGUCCCUUUUCAGGGGUAGCAACCACCACAAUGGCACCAGCGUAUCAAGGCGGUGUAGGCACCGUUGUCGUACAAUCACCCCAGCCAUAUACAACCGUAACCAGUUAUGGUUCCUUUACAGCACCAUCAACCACUACAAUGGCACCGGCAUCACAAGGUGGUAUAGGCACUGUUAUUGUAAAAUCACCCCAGCCAUAUACAACUGUGACCAGUUAUGGUCCAUUUGCAGUAGCGUCAACCACUACAAUGGCACCAGCGUACCAAGGCGGCGUAGCCACUGUCGUCGUGGACUUGCCUCAGCCCUAUACAACUACCACAAGCUGGGGUUCCUUCUCAACAGUUGGUACUACUACCUUGUCGCCAAUCUCUCAGGGCGGCGUUGCUACAGUGGUUGUGCAACAACCCCAACCAUACACCACUGUAACUAGCUAUACCACUGUCUCAAGCGUCAGCACCUCUACUAAGACACCUGUUUCAGCCGGUCAGACUGGCACUGUAGUUGUCAUUGCUCCCGCAGUUGGAACAAAGGCUGCAGAUCAAACAUGUACUAACGCUGGUCUGGAAUAUGCUAUUUAUACCAACUCGUUCUACAACGCUGAUCCACCUAAUUACUCUGCCCUCAACGUAGCAUAUUUUGGCACAGCUACACCGACUUACAGUGGUAUUACGAGUUCCAUGGGCAUUACAGAACCGGGAGGAGUAAAGGCAGGAAACUCAGGCCCUGCUCAGGUUAUUUAUCCUGGCUCACCAAGUCAGACGUGGCAGUAUAAGGCUGUCAACCAUCGAGCAUUCCUAUAUGCGCCUAUCAAUGGUACUUACUCUGUUGUUGUCCCAUACUCGGAUGAGAUUACACUGGUUUGGUACGGUAAUAAGGCUUUGUCAUCAUGGACACGUGCCAAUGCAGAUCUGGAGCAGGGUUACUCAUCAGGGCCUUCCAGCUCCAAGACCCUCAAGAUGCAGCUGACAGCGGGUACUUACACACCGUUCCGGGUUUUCUGGGCCAAUGCUCAAGGUGACUAUUCUAUGAUAGUUACUGUUACAGCUCCGGACGGUACUGUAAUUGUUGAUGGCUCUGGGUCUUCGAGUAAAUACUUUGUCAGAUUUGCUUGUGAUUCUAGCAAUCCUACUUAUCCUGCAUUUGGACAUGGUGGUUAA
Molecule: messenger RNA, 4008 nt
Organism: Fusarium sp. VM40
Lineage: Eukaryota; Fungi; Ascomycota; Sordariomycetes; Hypocreales; Nectriaceae
Source: the annotation of a GenBank genome assembly